Molecule: messenger RNA, 994 nt
Organism: Crotalus tigris (Tiger rattlesnake)
Lineage: Eukaryota; Metazoa; Chordata; Lepidosauria; Squamata; Viperidae
Product: translation initiation factor IF-2
Exons: 1
Coding region: 1-981 (326 amino acids)
Source: RefSeq, a predicted model, not a curated record
AUGGGGGGUCCUGAGGAAAGGGGGGGACCCGGGCGCGGGGCGCCGAGGAGCCUGGAGCCGGGCGGAGGGCAGCGGCCCGGGGGAGGCUCCGAGCGGGGGCAGCCUGCGGGGGGCGGGAGAGGAGAAGUGGGGGACCCCCCGCGGGAAGGCCCGGGGAGGCGCCUGGAGCCCAGGCGGUCGGAGCUGAGGGACGUGGGGACCCAGGUGUCUUGGGCCCCCGGGGAGGGCCCCUCCAGGGCGGCCGGGGAGGCCCCCCAGGCCAAGGCAGGGGGCGCCAGGGGGUCCCUUGGAGAGUGGGGGGCCCUCCCAGCCAGGGAGGGGCCCGGGGACCCUUGGGGGCCCGCCUCGGGGGCCCCCGCCAGCCAGAGCAAGGCGGUGCAGGACAAGCGGGCCUCCUGGCCGGGGGGCCUUUGCGAAGGCUGCGGGGCCCCCAAGGACAGGGGGGAGCCCAGGAAAGGGGGGACCCCCCGCCUGGCCAGCCACAGGGCUUGGGACUUGGGGCUCAGGGCCCCCCGGGAGCGCCUGGAGGACAGCAUGGGGCUGCUGGCCCUGGGGGUCAGCCGCAGCCUCUCGGGGGGGCUCCCUGGCCACGCCGGGGCCAAGCGGCACUCGGGGGGCUGGCCCCGGGACCCCGCCCAGGCUUCGGGGGACGUCUGGGUCCCCCGCAAGCCGGUCAGGCCCCCCGAGAGGAUGGGGCUGCCUUGGCUGAAGGAGGGGCCCCUGUCCCGGAAGAGCGGAGCGGCGGAGCUCAACCAGGUCUGGAUCCCCCGGGAGAAGCCGGCCCCUGCCGGCGGGGCGUCCGGGGACGUCUGGGUGCACAAAGUGAGGAACCCCUCGGGCACCGGCAUCAUGUGGGUUUGGGCCAAGGUGACCAACUGCAGUGAGGAGGAAGCGGCGGUGAACGAAGCCAGGGUUUGGACCUUCCAGAAGGAGGGCCCCAGGAAGGGUGGGCAAGGCGAGGGAGGGUACGGGGUCUCUUAAGAAGCAUGUCAGG